Messenger RNA from Drosophila guanche, 4081 nucleotides. It is a transcript of the gene Klp3A, whose product is annotated as chromosome-associated kinesin KIF4. Gene Ontology annotation, molecular function: ATP binding; microtubule motor activity; microtubule binding. The record is from RefSeq and is a predicted model, not a curated record. Bases 183 to 3812 code for a protein of 1209 amino acids. Gene Ontology annotation, biological process: microtubule-based movement; mitotic spindle organization. The transcript is spliced from 6 exons. NCBI's taxonomy places the organism in Eukaryota, Metazoa, Arthropoda, Insecta, Diptera, Drosophilidae.
ACUGGUAGAGGCGGCAAAAAUGUAAGCGUCGCAUUAGCCACUAUCAAAAUUUGCACAAUCGAAGCAGGCGUUUAGACACAUAAAGUACGGCAGCCGUUUUGGUUUUGUUUCGUAUUCUGUUUAUUAGUUUUGUAUAUUUUCACAUUCCGUCACUGCCGUACAUUAUCUAUCCGGUCUAGAAGAUGUCCAGCGACGAGAGCAGCUCGGUGACAGUGGCCUUGCGCGUGCGUCCCCUCGUGAAAUCGGAGGUGGAGCGUGGCUGCCGUAUUGCACUAGAGCGUUCGCCGAACGGCGCCCCUCAGGUGUCGAUCAAUCGCGGCGAGUGCUACACAUACAACCAUGUCUUCGACAUAAAUGACACACAGAAGGAUCUGUUCGAGACGUGUGUACAGGGCAAGCUGAAGAAGCUGCUCGAUGGCUACAAUGUGACUAUCCUGGCGUAUGGCCAGACUGGCUCUGGCAAAACCUACACCAUGGGCACGGCCUUCAAUGGUGUCCUCGACGAGGAUGUGGGCGUCAUUCCGCGUGCCGUCCACGACAUAUUUGUUCACAUUGCCGAGCUACAGGAGGAGUACAAGUUCGAGGUGACCUGCUCCUUUGUGGAGCUCUACCAGGAGCAGUUCUACGAUCUCUUCUCGCCGAACAAGCGCGACAAGGCCACCGUGGACAUACGCGAGAUACAGAAUCGCAUUGUGAUGCCCGGCCUCACCGAGCUGGAGGUGAAUUCCGCCCGUGAGGUUACCGAUCAUCUAAUGCGCGGCUCUGCCGGUCGGGCCGUCGCAGCCACUGCAAUGAACGAGACAUCGUCCCGUUCUCAUGCAAUUUUCACACUCACCGUGGUGUCCAGCAAGCUGGAGGGAAGAAAGGUGGUGACUACUUCCAAGUUCAAUCUGGUGGAUCUGGCUGGCUCUGAGCGCUGCUCCAAGACACUGGCCAUAGGCGAUCGCUUCAAGGAGGGCGUGAACAUCAACAAAGGCCUGCUGGCCCUCGGCAACGUGAUCAACACAUUGGGCUCCGGACAAACUGCCGGUUACAUACCGUAUCGGCAGUCCAAGCUGACGCGCCUGCUGCAGGACUCGCUGGGUGGCAAUUCGAUCACAUUGAUGAUUGCCUGCGUCAGUCCCGCGGACUACAAUGUGUCCGAGACGCUGAGCACCCUGCGCUACGCGGAUCGGGCGCUGCAAAUCAAGAACAAGCCGAUGGUCAACAUGGAUCCCCAUGCGGCCGAGAUCAACAUGCUCAAGGACAUCAUACAGAAGCUGCGCGUGGAGCUGCUGGCCGUCGGCAAGAUGAGCAACUCGAUUAACUGUGCCGUGGGCGCGGCCGGACUCGAUCCACUGCCAAACGGCGCUGACGGCACGUUGGUGUCAGCCUCCGCCGCAGCUGCCGCUGACCAACGGCCGCUGCAGGAUUUGGUCAAGACGCUGCAGGAAAAGACCCGCAAGCUGCAGAAGGAGCUGCACCAGGCAUUGAUCGACCUCACCGAGAAGGAGAUGCGCGCCCACAUAGCCGAGGCAGCCCACGAUAAGCUCAAAACUUACAUUGUCCAGCUGAAGAGCAAGCUGCAAGAGCAGCAGCAGCAGCAAGCAGAGGGCGCCGACACAAGGGAACAGCCAUCGGACCAGAUGCGAGAGAUUAGCCAGCUGGUGGAUCAGUUCGACGAGGAGCUGCAGCGCACCGAAGAUGAGCUGCAGGUGCAUGGCCACGAAUCGAGAUCGAGUCAGAGAAUCAAUGCGGAUGGUGAGGGCGAAGGCGAGGGCAUGGGGGAUGAGGUGCACGAGAUGCUCAAUUCCCAGUCGGAGGAUUACACGAACAAGCAGCUGGGUCUGGUCGGCGAGCUGCGCACGAUCAACCGCCACCUGGAUCUCAAGCAGGAGCUGCACGAGCGCAUUUGCCGAAACUUCAGCAAGCUGGAGAAAGAGGACGAUGAGAAGGUGAAGCAGUGCAACCAGAAGAUCGACGAGCUGGAGAGCGAGCGGCGCGAUCUGCUCGACCAGCUGCGCAACAUCAAGAGCAAGGAUCCCUCCGCCAAGCUGGCCGAAGAGCGGCGCAAGCGGCUGCAGCUGCUGGAGCAGGAAAUCGCCGAUCUGCGGCGUAAGUUUAUCACACAGGCAAACAUGCUGAAAAUGCGCGAAAAGGAGCGCGAGAAGAUCAACAACUUGAGCGCCGAAAUACGUACGAUGAAGGAGUCAAAGGUGAAGUUGAUUCGCACGAUGCGCGGCGAGGCUGAGAAGUUCCGCACGUGGCGAUCAGUGCGUGAGAAAGAGCUGACCCAGUUGAAGAGCAAGGACCGCAAAAUGCAAAGCGAAAUGGUGCGCCAGCAGACGCUGCACGCCAAGCAGCGGCAGGUGCUGAAGCGCAAGUGUGAAGAGGCUCUGGCCGCCAAUAAGCGCCUGAAGGACGCACUCGAUCGCCAGGCUUCGGCACAGCGUCAGCGCCAUGCCAAGGAUCAGACAGCUGCCAAGACAGACUCCUGGGUGGAUCGCGAACUGGAGAUUAUUCUCUCACUCAUCGAUGCCGAGCACAGUCUCGAGCAGCUCAUGGAGGACCGGGCCACCAUCAAUAAUCACUAUAAUAUGGUAAAGUCUAGCGGGGAUCAGAAGGAGCUGGCCAACAUCGAGGAGGAGCUAGAGAUGCGCAACGCCCAGAUAGCCGAUCUCCAACAGAAGGUCUGCCUCAGCGAUUUGGACAGUCGGAGCAAGGCGCUCGCCGAGAGCGUCCAGAGCAUCAGCGAAUCGCGUGCCGUCAGCAAGCAGCUGCUCAAGAGCCUUGUCCAACAGCGUCGCCAGCAGGCGCACAGCCUCAACGAGCAGCGCACCGCCAUGGAUGAGCAGCGCUCCCAUCUGCAGGAGGCCCAGCAACAGCUCGACGACCUGGCCAAGCGACUGCGCCAGGUCGAAAGCCAGCACGAGGAGCAAAUGCUCGCCCAGCAGCGUGCCUACGAGGAGAAGGUGGCCGUUCUGCUGCGCACGGCGGCCACUCAUCAGCCCGCCAACGAGGAGCACCAAGAAGUUAUCGAGGAGCUCCUCAGCAGCCGCGAAGCUCUUCAGCAGCAGCUAGAUCGCCUGAAGUCAAGAAACAAAAAGGCGGAGGCAAAGGCAAAGGCUCCACCCUUGGAGAAUCUCGAUUCGAGCGUUCAAUUCCUCUCGGACACGGUUGAACUUGUGAGCGAUGCCAGCGAUGAUCCCGACUGGGUGCCCGUGUUCAGCAAAGCCCGUUCCAAGCAGAGAUCAUCGCAGUUGGCCAACGACAGAACCGAAAAUGGCCAUGCACAGGCCCAGGAGACGUCGAGCAGCGAACAGCAGCAGCAGCAGCAGGUGCUCGGCACAAGCAGCGAAGUCAAUGGAUCGAUCACUUUGCACAACUCCACCACGGUGACGGAGGUGGUGGAGGGCGGUCGCCAGACGCAGUCGAAGAGAUGCAAGUGCCGCACAAAGUGCAACACAAAACGCUGCUCCUGCUUCACCAGCAGCAACGGCUGUGCCGAUCACUGCGGCUGCAAGGGCUCAUGCUUGAAUCCAAUGAACUGCAACGCAAAGCCACCGCCGCCGCCACCACCUUCGCACCAGGCUGAUGAUAUCCUCGUGGUCAAGGAGGAAAGAGAGCAGCAAGAUGAUGAUGAGAUGACGGGCGAUAGCACCACAUUUUCCUCGCCAGAGCCAGCCAAGGUGCUAUCGCCUACAAAGCGAUCGAUCGAUCAGAAUGCCUUUCCACCAGCAAUUGGCAGAGUCCUUUCUGAAGAUGAACUCACCCCAAAGCUAGCCAGAAUGUCUGGACUGGCAUUCGCCACCGCACGACGUAAAUUCUUUUAGGUGGUGAAGGGAGUAGCUGCCUUUGGGUCAGACCGCGAUCUACGUUUCUGAUUUUACAUUCUCUAGAGCAUAGACUUAUUUUUGUUUAUAGUAAGAUAAUUUUACAAGUAAAAUGUUAUGUUAUCCGAGCCACCGAUAGCGCCCAUCACCUUGGCUGUUGUUAAAGCGAGCGCGCGAGCGAGAGAGAGAGAGAGAGAAAGCUAUAGCCAUGGUUUUUACCAUCAAUUUCAUAAUUCAUAAUAAUAAUAGUAAUAACUCGCACAUGUAAA